ACAGUUGAGUGCUUGGUGGAAGAGCAGAGCUGUGGAAAGACUUCCUAAGACCGAAUUUGACUCCCAAGAAGCCCCCGACCAGGGUCAGCCCCGCACCCUCCUCAGAGCUGCCAGCCCCUUGCAGAGAGCACCCUCUUCAUGGAAAGCCCCACACCCUGGGCCCCUGGUGAUGGCAUCCGACACUGACGUGAAGAUGCUGCUGAAUUUUGUGAACCUGGCGUCCAGCGACAUCAAGGCUGCCCUGGACAAGUCCGCACCCUGCCGCCGCUCUGUGGACCACCGCAAGUACCUGCAGAAGCAGCUCAAACGCUUCUCUCAGAAGUACUCCCGGCUCCCGCGGGGCCUUCCCGGCAGGGCAGCUGAGCCUCACCUGAAAAGAGGGCCUGAGGACCGACCGGGGCGGCUGCUCCUCCAUCCCGGCCCCGAUUCUGGCCCUGGCGGGGGUGGGGGCUGCAAGGAGAAGGCUCUGGGGAGCCCCUUUGGGGAGGAAUGUCUUUCCAAGGAGCAGAUCCUCCAGGGGCAGGGCCUGGGAGCUGCCAAGCCUGGCCAGGUGCCCAUGCGGAAAAGACAGCUGCCCGCUUCCUUCUGGGAAGAGCCGAGGCCCACCCACAGCUACCCCAUGGGGUUGGAGGGGGGACUGGGCCCUAGGGAGGGAUCUCCCUAUGAGAGUAAGAAAAAUUGCAAGGGCUUGGAGUCCUCGGUGCCUGAGGCUGCCCCAGGGCCCAUGUCCCCUAGGGUGCUGGCCAACAAAGAGCCACUCAAGAUGCCCGGGGUCUCCCUGGUGGGUUGUGUUGAUGCUUGGAGCUGCUGCCCAUUCCAGUACCAUGGACAGCCCAUCUACCCCAGCCCUCCAGGGGCCCUGCCUCCGAGCCCCCUCCCCAGCCUUGGCCUGUGGAGGAAAAGCCCGGCUUUGCCCGCAGAGCUGGCCCACUUCUGCAAGCACGUGGACAGCCCAGGGCAGAAGGUGUACAGACCCAUGGUUCUGAAGCCUAUUCCCACCAAGCCAGCUGUGCCCCCGCCCAUUUUCAACGUCUUCAGUUACCUCUAGUUAGGCUGUCAGGGUCUGGGCCUCCUCCUUCAGCCUGCAGGACAUCGGGGACCCAAGGCGCUGUCUUUGGGAGGAGGGGGCUGGGCAGAGGCAUGGCCUGGGCAUUCCAAACACCCCUUCCCUUUGUGCAUUCUGAGGGCAGCCUUGGGGCUGGGCAGGGCUGGCCCCUCCCCAGCCGGGCCAGAGCCCAGCAGAUCCCUCCCUGUCCCUGUGCAGACCACCGGCAGUGGGACCUGGCCCAGCCCACCAGGUACCCAGAUGCCACUUACACACCCACUGUUUAAGCCAAUUUCAGUUGUUGUUCUUUUGUUCAUUGUAAAUAUUGAGAAGGUUAAUAGAAUAAAGACAUUUCUUUUGCAGUU
Molecule: messenger RNA, 1410 nt
Organism: Fukomys damarensis (Damara mole-rat)
Lineage: Eukaryota; Metazoa; Chordata; Mammalia; Rodentia; Bathyergidae
Gene: Fam181a
Product: family with sequence similarity 181 member A
Exons: 3
Coding region: 170-1048 (292 amino acids)
Source: RefSeq, a predicted model, not a curated record